This is a messenger RNA of Aspergillus caelatus, 1801 nucleotides long. Its product is annotated as fungal specific transcription factor domain-containing protein. Bases 224 to 1762 code for a protein of 512 amino acids. NCBI's taxonomy places the organism in Eukaryota, Fungi, Ascomycota, Eurotiomycetes, Eurotiales, Aspergillaceae. The record is from RefSeq and is a predicted model, not a curated record. The transcript is spliced from 5 exons.
GUGUGUCUACUCGCCUCGAAAGCGCCGAGCCAAGAAACAAGCGUAUUGAUGAUCCACAUAACCUACAAGGCGACUCGACUCCACCAGGCAACUGACAAGAUAUCGCAGAAGUGAACCACUCGAUAAAAGUCUGCUUUUGGAGGUUCUCGACCGCCUCAAACGCCUGGAAGAACAAGUUGGUCUGGAAGAUGCUCCAGAAACCGACGAUAAUGGAGACGACUCCAUGUCGAUUUCUUCCAUCGGUGCAGAGGCCGCACAGGCAAUAUCCCUAGACGAAGAUCCGGCUCAAGUAGUUCCAUCCGCGAUUCGACAUAUUGUCAAUGGGAUCAAAGAUGAAGGCAGUCGAUCUAUGCUUCUCUCCAACGUCUUUUGUCACCUGCGACACGUGGGCUCAUACUUUUUCGAAAAUAAUCGAUGUAUUAAGACAAUCACCUCUGCUGUAUCGGAGAUUGAACCUAUACACAGUACGGAGAGCAUUGAGCCGCUGGGAGACGCGAUCGUCCCAAAAGACCUGGCAAAGAAAAUAAUUGAAAAACACUAUGCCUCGCACCAAUUUCCAGGCUUCGAAUUCCCUCUCGAGAAAUCUUUCUUAUCUUCAAUCCCCGACUUAAUCGAGAUCCCUCACGUCCAACUAGACUGUACAUCUCAGAUUAUCUAUUACUCUGUUCUCCUUCGGGGCAUUGUUCUGGAGCUUGAAGCCCAUCCCAGAAGGGGCAACAUUUUGCGGUAUCUUUAUUUAAAGUGCGUUGCAUUAAGUGACGAAUGGAUGAAGAAUGUCCAAGAUACCCCCGUCGACUUCUUGGCUGCAUCCCUCAUGACGUCAACAGCCCUCGAAGGCUGUAAUACAGAUCUAGCCUGGAAGGCGUUCAGUCACACAUGCAGGAUAUCAAAGGCACUAGGCUAUUUUUCCGUCGACGAAACACCAAGUGAAGGGGACAACCAAAUCUCUUCACCAGCUGGCACACCACUACACGAAGCUGAAAUAGACCGGAACCGGAAACGCUUCGGCUUCUGGCACAUCCUUCGAACGGACUGUCUUUUCCGAAAGUCAUUCGGCAAACCGACUCUCAUCCCCGCAGGAUCGUGGAAGGUGCAUUUUCCCGAUCCAACGAUCAAUGGCGUGGACGAUGAAUCGUCGCGCUUUAUACAGAUUCAUUUUCUGAUAUCUAUGCGGCUCGGUCUUAUUGUUAGGAAGUAUCUCGAUUGGAUUACUGGUGGUCCGGAUCCGGAUCCGGUUUCGCAUGAUGCUAUUAUUGAUAAUUAUAUCGAUGAGGUGCAGUCUAUUUUGUCGGAUUGGGAUACAGCGAGCCUUCUUCGAACGGCGACAAAUCAUAUCGAUGUCUGGCUCUGCAUCGACGUGCUGAUCGGUAGCUAUGAGAUACUUAUUGUGCUGUAUCUGUCGAAGAAAUGUGACUCUGGUCAUGCCUUACCAUGUCAAGCCGUUGAUCUGGCCAGGAAGUCUCUGAAGACCUUCCAAUCGCUCCUGGGGUCCACAUCGCAUGCGUUCUGGGGAAUCAGUCCUAUCUCAAUGUACCAAUUACUCCCUUUUUUUGUCCUUUGUUUAGACUUCAUAGGGAAUCCAGACCAUGAAAACCUCGAUGAAGAUCUCGUGUCUGUGAGCUGGGUAGGCGACUAUGUCGAAAUGGUCGCCGAGGGACGGGUUGAGCUAAACCCGGUCAUUAUUAUCAUAAACGCCAUGGUGACUGCUUGUAAACAGGCAAAAAUGGACCGUCUUGCCCGGUCAGUUACUACUGGUGAAUAGGCAGACCAUCGAUGUGUGCACAACUUUCAGGACAUCUAC